Messenger RNA from Chanos chanos (milkfish), 1500 nucleotides. It is a transcript of the gene gja9a, whose product is annotated as gap junction protein alpha 9a. Gene Ontology annotation, molecular function: gap junction channel activity. The transcript has a single exon. Gene Ontology annotation, cellular component: connexin complex. The record is from RefSeq and is a predicted model, not a curated record. Bases 1 to 1500 code for a protein of 499 amino acids. Lineage: Eukaryota; Metazoa; Chordata; Actinopteri; Gonorynchiformes; Chanidae. Gene Ontology annotation, biological process: cell-cell signaling.
AUGGGAGACUGGAAUUUCCUGGGUGGGAUUUUGGAGGAGGUGCACAUCCACUCCACCAUGGUGGGCAAGAUUUGGCUUACCAUCCUCUUCAUCUUCCGUAUGCUGGUGCUGGGAGUGGCAGCAGAGGAUGUGUGGAACGAUGAGCAGUCUGAUUUCAUCUGUAACACGGAGCAGCCCGGUUGCCGAAACGUCUGUUACGACCUCGCCUUCCCCAUCUCGCUCAUCCGCUACUGGGUGCUCCAGGUCAUCUUCGUGUCUUCGCCAUCACUGGUUUACAUGGGCCACGCUCUCUACCGCCUUCGGGCCCUGGAGAAAGAACGGCAGAGGAAAAAGAUGGCAUUGCGGCGCGAGUUGGAAGCCGUGGACGUGGAGAUGGCGGAGGCCAGGCGGAGGAUCGAGCGGGAGCUUCGGCAGCUGGACCAAGGCAAGCUCAACAAGGCCCCUCUGAGAGGAUCUCUACUGCGCACCUACGUGGCUCACAUCGUCACCCGCUCGGCCGUCGAGGUCGGUUUCAUGUCCGGGCAGUACGUCCUCUAUGGCUUCCACCUCGAUCCCCUCUUCAAAUGUGAACGGGACCCUUGCCCCAACGUGGUGGACUGCUUCGUUUCCAGGCCGACGGAGAAGAGCGUGUUCAUGGUGUUCAUGCAGUGCAUUGCAGGCAUCUCGUUGUUCCUGAACAUUCUAGAGAUCAUGCAUCUGGGCUACAAGAAGCUCAAAAAGGGCAUCCUGGAUUUUUACCCACAUCUGAGGGAUGAAUCGGAUGACAACUAUUACCCCAACAAAUUCAAGAAGGAUUCGAUGGUGCAGCAGAUGUGCAUAGGUACUUCAACCGGACGCAAAGCCACGAUCCCCUCCGCCCCCAGUGGCUACAAUCUCCUGCUGGAGAAACAACAGGAUCCUGGCUAUCCUCCUCUUAUCAACCCUUCCUCUGCCUUUCUUCCUGUCCAGGCUGAUUUAAUGGCCAAAACCGGUUCAGAUGCUCCGAAAGAACCCCAGCACAGUCCCACAGAACACAACAGCAACUCCAACAACACUAGCAGCGACACCCGCUCACCAGCCUGCGAGUCCAUCACUCCCCCAAAGCAGGAUGAAUCUGAGGAGUCUGCCCACCCCCCACAAGGAGAGUCCAAGGCUCCAGACUCCCCAAGCCUCCCCAGGGACUCUUCGCAUGCGUCCUCCUGUCCAACUCUGUUGGCAAGUGCGGUGAAGAGGCCUUGGAAGGUUAGCGCACCCUGGAACUGCUCCACGGUUGUUGAGGGCAAUGCGUCCGACUCAGACUCUUAUGGAGGCGGCAUGGCUCGCAGUGGGUACGCCACUGUCCGUGCACGAACUGCAUCCAGGUCCGACCCUAAGCGCUCAAGCCGACCCACCACUCCAGACUCAAUCGAAGAGUCCAGCUCAGAGUCACGGCACAGCCCGAAGCCGACGUCCCCAAGUCGGCGUACAUCAUUGGCAAGUUCCGCAAGCAGCAGGCGAGCUGCCACAGAUCUCCAGAUCUGA